UGUGUUUUCUGGGAAUCCCCUUGACUGAUGAGAAAAUGAAACUGAAAGGGACGAAAACUUUAACUUCGGUACUCGCAGCACAGCAGGUCAUACGGGGACGAAUGCAGCUACAAAAUGGCAGGUUUCACAGAAACAGUCCUUCGUAGAGCCGUUACUCUGUUUUUUGCUGUCUGCGUUGACCUUUCCUUGUUUUACGCAUCGGGGUCUGGAGUGUCCAUCAGCGUAUUUGGACAUGUUGCGCGUCUCUGGGUCUCCGCGGCUCUCCGGUGCUUGGCACUGACUUCCGUGACCCUCCUCAGCCUUGGAGCCCCCAAACCUCGGCUGAUUCGUUUUAUAGCCGCACACAGUCUCCUACCGGCGGUAUUUGAGACUGGGACCAAAGUGCUGUACAACGAGGAGACACCAUGCGGCUUGUCGGCGGAUUUACGCUGCUGGCUGAUGUGCACCGGAGCGUCGCUGGCUGCUGCCCUGUUUUGGGAAAUCACCAUCCCGGACACUGACGAUGCAGCCGCCGGUGGUGAGGGAAAGCAGAAAGCCAGAGUGCUACUUGUGAGAGUCCUUCACCUGUACAAACCCGACUACCUCCUGCUGAUUGGAGGAGUUGUGUUCCUGUCACUGGCUGUGAUCUGUGAGUAUAACAUGAUGAUGAUGAUGAUGAUGAUGAUGAUGAUGAUGAUAGUAUUUUUCACUCUUUGCAAAAAAAAUAAAAAGAAAAAAAAAAUCGCUGCAGAAAUAGAAAGAAAUAGUAGGUGAUUUGAAGUCUCCAGUUGUCAACACUGAUCACAGCACAUUUUAAAUUAAUACAAUAAAAUUUCAUUUCUCACUGAUCAUUUUAAUGGUGAUUUAGCAGCAGCUGCAAGAGUUCAUCUUUUUCUGGAUUAGGGGGCAGUUUUCUUGAUGAUAAAAAUGUAAUGUUAGUUUGCCACGCAGACCCAUCAUCAGGUUUGUCUGAUUGUGUUUCUGUCUCUUUCUAGGUGAGAUGUUCAUCCCCUUCUACACAGGGAAAGUUAUUGACAUCCUCGGCAGCCAGUACCAGCACAAUGAAUUCAUAUCUGCACUGCUCUACAUGGGCCUCUUCUCUCUUGGAAGGUAUUAUCUCCCUGGUGUACUGUGUCUGGCUAAUGUUUGUGUUUUGGAUGUAAAUUCCAGCUGACUUUGUAUUUGAUCAUCAGCUCAGUGAGCGCAGGAUGCAGAGGGGGCCUUUUACUUACUGCCAUCAAUGCCCUCACAUGCCGGGUGAAAGUCAAGCUAUUUGGGGCUUUGACUAAACAGGAAAUCGGCUUCUUUGAGACCAUAAAGACAGGUAAGCAGAACAAGUUCAGUUAAGAUAUAAUAGAUACAGAAACAGACAUCUCUGGAAAGAAAAAGGGAAAGACUUAAGGAAACAUAAGACAAACAGGACAAAAUAGUGUGGAGUAUAAGAGCAUGGAAGAAUAUAACAUUACAGGGCAGAUCAUGACUUUUUUUCUGUUAAGGUGAAAUCACUGCCAGGUUGUCCAAAGACACCAACCUGAUGGGGAGAACAGUGGGCCUUAAUGUCAAUGUGCUGCUGAGGACUUUCAUCAAAACCAUGGGUAUGAUCUCCUUGAUGAUGAACCUUUCAUGGAAGCUCACAUUCCUUGUACUGAUGGAGACGCCUCUAACAGGCCUCAUACAGAACAUCUAUGACACACACUACCAGGUAAAGUCUACGCUAAAUGGACUUUGAAAACCAUAGACACAGAAAUCUGAUCAGCUCUGAUGAAGCACACCUUAAUAAACCUGAGUGAAAUUCUGAUUUCUUUUACUCCUCUCUCAGCGUUUGUCCCUCGCGGUGCAGGACUCAAUUGCUCGGGCAAAUGAAGCUGCGAAUGAAGCGGUAUCUGGUAUCCGUGUUGUUCGGAGCUUUAACUCAGAAAAACACGAGGCUGGCCGGUAUGAAGACUGCCUGAUGUGUACACACAAACUCAAGACCAAACAGGACACUGUCAGGGCUAUUUAUCUGCUCGCACGGCGGGUGAGUAUUUAUUUAUUUGUUUGAUAAAAUUUUUUGAAUAUCAGGUCCUCAAAUUGCUGUAGGUCACAUUAUCUGAAAGUAUUUGUCCUGGUCUGUGUGUGGUUACAGUUGACAGGAUUGGGCAUGAAUGUCAUCAUCUUGUACUACAGCAGGCUGUUCAUCCAGAGAGGACAGAUGACCACUGGGAAUCUGGUGUCCUUCCUUCUCUAUCAAUCAAACCUAGGGAACAGCAUCAGGGUAUCCCAUUAUGCUAAGCAUAUCCUGACAGACAUUAUGCCUUUUUUUACUCAGCUCUCAGUCCUAGAUUACCUAAAAUAUUUUGAGAUUUUACAUACUUUUACAUAUGUUUGCUGUUCAAACUUUCUCCAGACCCUCAUCUACGUCUUUGGCAACAUGCUGAACUCAGUUGGGGCUGCGGGGAAAGUGUUUGAAUAUCUGGACCGGAAACCGCAGGUCAGCUCAGAGGGAACGCUAAAACCUGACACACUGAGAGGAAAUGUCCGUUUCUGCAGUCUCAACUUCGCCUAUCCUGCUUUCCCCAACAAAAAAGUGCUCCAGGUGAGGUCCAGUGGCCGGAUUGUUGAAAAAAAAAUAACAGCACCUCAUCUUUAUUGAAUUUUGAUGUUUCGGCUUAAUUACUUUAAACUUCAAACCUCUUUGUCUCAGGACUUUUCUUUGGAGCUGAAGUCCGGUCAGAUGACGGCACUGGUGGGUCCGUCUGGAGAGGGAAAAAGCACCUGUGCGAGUCUGUUGGAGCGAUUCUACGAGCAGCAGGAUGGAGAAAUCCUAUUGGACGAUAAACCACUGAAAUCAUAUGAGCACCGUUUCCUCCAUAAGAAGGUAUCUAGUUUAAUCAACACACAAGGUGUAUAUUAAAGAGAUAUUCCAGCACAAAUUAAAGUUAUGGUCAAACACAUGGUAACACCGACUUAGACACCACCUCGAGAGAUUAUUGUUGCCGACCGCUUCCUUUUCUAGUUACACCAACCUCAGCAAUGACCGCACAAUAGCUAUACACGGUGGUCCGUCUCUACAUGCAAACCUCAACCAUAAAGCCACUCUAUAGCCACAAAUAAUGCUCAGAACAGCACCCAACUUCAUCAACAGGACAUAUAGGGUCCCAGCCAUAAUUCUAGCCAUCAAGCAUCUUUUUGGCUUUGCCUGAUUUCUUUGGCAAAGAGACUAAACACGACUCACCCACUCUCCUCCAGCAGCCGCUUGUUUGUGGGGGAGCCCUGACGAUCACUGAGUGCAGCGGAAAAUUUAUGAUUAUUACCUCAUGGAAAUGCAAUCAGACCGAAAUGCUAAGGCAGAAGAACUGCUAGAUCUGCAGUGCACAUACAAGCUACACAAGAACUCUGAUUGCAUUUCCCUUAAGUAAUAUACAUGUUCUUCCAUGAGCUGUGACACUCCGCUGCACUCAGUGAUCGACUCGUCAGGGCUCCCCCAACAAACAAGCGGCUGCUGGAAGAGAGCUGGUGAGUUGUACUGGGUCUCUUUGCUAAAGAAAUUAGGCUAAGCUAAAAAGAUGCUGUUCUUAGCAUUAUUUGUGGCAAUAGAGUGGCUUUUGGUUGAGGUUUGCAAAUGUAGAUGUAGAUCGCUGUGUAUUGCAACUGUGCAGUCGUUACUAAAGUUGGUAUUAGGGUUGCAUGAUAUAUCGUUUGAGCAUCAUCAUCAUCGCGAUGUAUGUGUUCGCGAUACUGACAUUGCAAAGCCUGCGAUGUUGGAGACGAAAGAACUCAUCUUAUUUCAAGGGUAGCUGAUUGAGAUACACUGCAUGUGACUCUGCAUGUUCUGUGCAGCGAUCCACCAAUCACAUUCGUUCUUUACUCAGUUUCCAAUCAGAUUACCCUGCCAGCCCUCAAUCAAAAUCAGAGAGGAGGAAACCACGCCCCCGCACAUGGCCUGCACAUGGAGUGAGUCGCUGUAGCUGCAGUGUUGUUCCGGGAAACGCGUGUCAGCUGAGAAUUACUUGUGGAACAUUCCGCAUCACUGUUUAACCCCACAAAUAAGAACUGUAUGGGUUUUAAAUUGUACAUUUCCAUGGACCACUCUACUAAGGGCGGUGCGCAUUUCUGCUAGGUGCAUGCAAUCCUCGAUGGGCAUGCGUUUUUCGGCACAACAUCAACGAUUGCUAAAGAAACGAACAAAAGAAAACCACCGAAGAUAAAUAGUUGAUGACGAAAAGAAAAACAACGUCACUUAGCGCCGAAGAUGAAUACUUGGUGACGAAAAGAAAAGCAACGUCACUAACGACCGAAGAUGAAUGCUUGAUGACAAAAAGAAAAGCAACGUCACUUAAUAAUUAUUUCGGUUAUAAGAAGGAUGACGUCACCUAAACACCUGUCGUGUGUCGGCAACGGCUUUCAUCUGUUUCCACAAUAACGUCCCAGCACAAUAAAAGCUAAAAAUAUCUCUAAAACAGACAGAAGCCAUUCAACUAACAUUCACAAAAAGAUGUAAGAUCAGUGCCCAUAAGAUUUCAGCAGUGCAGCAUAACAUAAAGUGCUAUUCAGGUCAUUUGGUGAAAAUUCCUGGAUUUUUUAAUAUCGCAAUAUAUAUUGCAGGGUUGGAAAAAAUUGCAAUGAUAGUUUUUUUUUUUUCAAUAUUCUGCAGUGUUAGUUGGUAUAACUAGAGAAGCAAGCAGUUGGCAACAUUCAUCUCUCAACAGGGUGUCUAACUUGGUGUUACAGUGUGUUUGACCAUAACUUAAAUUUACACUGUAAAGCUGAGGGUCUCAGCUUUACAGUCCUGGUUCACAGACACUAAAAGCAUCAAGUUUGUACUGAAAAAUUAACUGUUUUAUACUUUUUAUACAGGAAUUUUUCAUUUUUUUAAAGAUUUGAUUGUGAAUUUCACUGUGAUGUGAGUUGCUGUCUGAGUCAAGCGAAUGGGAUUUCCCCUCAAUAGAUAGCCGUGGUGAGCCAGGAGCCUGUGCUGUUCUCAGGCUCUAUCAGAUACAACAUUGCCUACGGGCUUGCCAACUGCUCAUUGGAUGAAAUCCAGGAAGCAGCUCGCAAAGCUAACGCCCAUGACUUCAUCAAGCUGCUGGAGAAAGGCUACGAUACAGGUAAAGUCAUUCGACCAGCUUUUGUGCUGUUCCGUGUGGCUGAGUGCCUGAAUAAAAACCUGUCUGGGGUGUGAUGAUGCAGCUCGAUUAACAAAGAGUUUCCACUUUUAAGUCAUGCACAGUGUGUUGAUUCUGUUUGUGCAUAAAGUAUGUGUAAAACUAUGGGUUUUUCUGCUUUUCAUAUUGCAGAGGUGGGUGAGGGUGGCGGUCAGUUAUCCAAGAGUGAGAAGCAGCAGAUCGCCAUCGCUCGAGCUUUGGUCAGACAGCCACAGGUUCUCAUUUUGGAUGAAAUAACGAGCUCACUGGACACAGAAAGUGAAAAUAAGGUAACGUCUAGUACCAGACAUCAAUUUCUGUUUGACACCUUUGCGCGAUGAUUUGAAAUAUACUCACAGUUAUUCUCCUCUUUAGGUUCAGCAGGCCUUGGCUAACUGUCCAAACCAGACCCUGCUGGUGAUCGCUCACAGGCUGAAAACUAUCGAAAAGGCAGAUCAGAUCGUUUUGAUCGGUAAAGGCAGAGUUCAAGAGCGAGGGACUCACCAGGAGCUGAUGGAGAAGAAGGGGGGAUACUACAAACUGAAAGAGAUGGAGACACGCCGCAGGGACAGCUGAUGUCCUGUUUGGGACAUGUGUCAGUCUGCAGAUGAUCUGUUAAGAAUAUGAGGGAACAAGCUGGAGUGUGUGUAAAUAUUUGUACAGAAAUGAAAACCUAAACACUGAGCGCUGAUUUUUUUUUCCAGAAAUGUCUUUAUUUUAAAACAUACAGCCUCAAUAAAACACCUGUUAUUAUUUAUUUUGCUUUGACUCAACAUUUAAGUGAAAUAAAUGUCUUGUACUUUCUUCA
Xyrichtys novacula (pearly razorfish) is the source of this 5910-nucleotide messenger RNA. The record is from the annotation of a GenBank genome assembly. NCBI's taxonomy places the organism in Eukaryota, Metazoa, Chordata, Actinopteri, Labriformes, Labridae.